GUCAUUAUCUUGGUGCCAUUUUAAUCUCCUCCUAGUGUUAGAAACCCCUCCGUCUCACUCUCUCUCUUUAGUCUUUGCUACCUCUCGCUGUUCAAUCCUCCGCCGCUCUCUGUUUCUUUCUUUCAUUCAAUCCGAUGGCUCCAAAGAAGGAAAAAGCUCCUCCUCCGUCUUCCAAGCCAGCCAAAUCUGGCGGUGGAAAACAAAAGAAGAAGAAGUGGAGCAAGGGAAAGCAGAAGGAGAAGGUGAACAACAUGGUGUUGUUUGACAAGGGUACCUACGACAAGCUCCUCUCUGAAGCUCCCAAGUACAAGCUCAUCACUCCUUCCAUUCUCUCCGAUCGCCUAAGGGUCAAUGGAUCACUUGCAAGGAAAGCAAUAAGAGAAUUGAUGGCUAGAGGUUUGAUCAGGAUGGUAUCUGUUCAUGCAAGCCAGCAGAUAUACACUAGAGCAACCAACACCUAGGCGUCUUGUUACGUUGCUUAUAGAUAUCUAUAAAUUGGUAAUUUUGACUGCUAUUUUGUUUGAGUUAUUACUUUCUGCGCGUUUUUGUUAAAGACAUAGCCUUUGCUACUCUAGCGAGAUUGAUUUGGUUUGAAUAUUAAUCUUCGAUCAUUUUUUUCCUGGUAAUGGUGAUGGAUAUAAGUGAAUCCUUUCUAUUGAUUUAA
Molecule: messenger RNA, 664 nt
Organism: Cornus florida
Lineage: Eukaryota; Viridiplantae; Streptophyta; Magnoliopsida; Cornales; Cornaceae
Product: small ribosomal subunit protein eS25-like
Exons: 4
Coding region: 135-461 (108 amino acids)
Cellular component (GO): cytosolic small ribosomal subunit
Molecular function (GO): structural constituent of ribosome
Source: RefSeq, a predicted model, not a curated record